Fragaria vesca subsp. vesca is the source of this 1175-nucleotide messenger RNA. RefSeq lists its product as uncharacterized. Bases 1 to 801 code for a protein of 266 amino acids. The record is from RefSeq and is a predicted model, not a curated record. The transcript is spliced from 7 exons. Gene Ontology annotation, molecular function: iron ion binding. Lineage: Eukaryota; Viridiplantae; Streptophyta; Magnoliopsida; Rosales; Rosaceae.
AUGAAGGCUUUGGCGCUUGUUUGCCCCGCAAGCAUUUCCUCCUCGUGGCUUCCGUUCCGGUUUGGGCCCCAAUCGAAAUCUCAGCUCCGGAGCUCACGGAUUCGGAUCUUCUCUUGUUUGACGAAAGAGGCAGAAAGCGAAUCGCAAUCGGGGAGUUACAAGGGAGGAGUGGUGGAUAAGUUGUUGCUGAAUGUGUUCAGGAACAAAAUGGUUCAACAAGUUGGGUGGGAUUCGGAUAAGCCGGGAUACGAUGGACUGAUUGAAGUGGCCAACCGGAUGAUGCUUCAGAACCCAACAAAUUCUCAUACUAAAGAAGCUGCGGUCCGAGUUCUGAUAUCUCUGUUUCCACCAUUCCUGUUAGAACUUUAUAAAUUGCUAAUAGCUCCUAUACAAGGCGGGAAAAUAGCCGCGCUCAUGGUUGCAAGGGUGACUGCAAUCAGUUGUCAAUGGCUCAUGGGCCCCUGCACUGUUAAUUCUGUCGACCUACCUGAUGGGAACUCAUGGGCUAGUGGGGUGUUUGUUGAGAAAUGCAAGUACUUGGAGGAAAGCAAAUGUGUGGGGAUCUGUGUCAAUACUUGUAAGCUUCCAACUCAGUCUUUUUUCAAGGAUUACAUGGGUGUCCCUUUACUGAUGGAACCGAACUUCAACGACUAUAGUUGUCAGUUUAAAUUCGGGGUCCUUCCUCCACUUCCCGAAGACGAUGCCACUCUCAAGGAGCCUUGCUUAGCAAUAUGCCCUAAUGCUACCCGAAGAAGAGAAAUUGCAAAAAACUUUAAUGUAGAGCAGUGUCCCAAGGCAUAAAUACAGUAAAACUGUUGUGCCACCAGUCGACAGAGAAAUCAUAUUACUAGAUAUUGUCCCUAUAAGUAGUUUGGCAGCUUGUUGUAUUCCCUUACUCUCGAUUAAUCGCUUCUUUAGGUACGUUGUUAAUCUUGUGAAUAGACAAACUUCAUCUCUUAUAUAUAGAAAAUCUGUUGUCAACGAAAAUAGUUGCAAGCGUGGUGAAUGUGACUUGCCUAGCAGUAGCUUUUAUCUGUUAUUCACUGUUUUCAAGUGUUCUCUUCAAAACAGUGCAAGGCCUAGCUACGAUACAGAAUGUACUUUUUUUUGGAGUGGAUACAGAAGGUACUUGAAUUAGUUGAAUACAAGGAAAUGAACCAUUUGUCUUCUUUUUU